Diospyros lotus (date-plum) is the source of this 867-nucleotide messenger RNA. RefSeq lists its product as uncharacterized. Lineage: Eukaryota; Viridiplantae; Streptophyta; Magnoliopsida; Ericales; Ebenaceae. The transcript has a single exon. The record is from RefSeq and is a predicted model, not a curated record. Bases 109 to 666 code for a protein of 185 amino acids.
CACACACACUCUUCGGGUCCGGCGGCCCACGUUUCUCCUCCUUUCUCCAUAAAUACUCUCCACUUAACUUAAGCCACCAAAUUACAGAGUCCGUGGAAUCUGGCGAAGAUGAGCGCCUUGGAUUCUCCGCUCGAAGCCUUGACGCCGUUCAGUUCCCUUAAUUUCGAUGUCUUUACACUGCUAUUCAAUAAAAUGUGGGCGUGGACGUGGGCAGCAGUUAUAACGGCUGCCGUCAGCUUCCGGAGGAUCAGAACAGCCGCUGCCGAUGGUGCCACCAAAGCGCCUCCGCCGCCGCCAGAGGAGGAGUCUGUGAACGAUGAUCAGUCACCCCCGCCUUCGGCCACGGCCACUUCUUGGGUUGGUCCCUUGGAGACUACGGUGGCAACCACGACCGGGAAGUUCAUGGUGUACUACGAGGAUUGGGGCCUGGAAGACGCGGCGGAGGACGAUGGCGUUAAGGGCUUUGAGGAGGUGGAUAUUGGUGGCGGAGAUGAGUGGUGCGACGCUGGAGAUUGGAAAUGGACGGUGAGGAUGAGGAUGGAGGAGAUGGGGUGGUACGGUUACCAGGACUUGGCGGUGCUCGACGGCAACGUGGUCAGGUUGUGGGACGGUUGUCGUCGGAAAACUAAGGCCGUCUCGGAUUUUCCCGGCGUAGUUGGGUGGUAGAUGAUGGUAUUGGUAGCUUGGUUUGGUAGCACAAAGUGUGAUAAUAAAUUGAGAGUUGGAGGGGAGGGGAGGGGACAAUAUGAAACCUUUUGAAUUGUAUAUACGUAAUACAUGUUUGGCUUUGUAGUUUGUAGUGUUUGUACAACCAGCGGUCGUUAGCUAAAGCAAACUUGCAAUUUUACCAUCGCUCUCUCUCUCUCU